This is a messenger RNA of Pocillopora damicornis (cauliflower coral), 1140 nucleotides long. RefSeq lists its product as uncharacterized. The record is from RefSeq and is a predicted model, not a curated record. Lineage: Eukaryota; Metazoa; Cnidaria; Anthozoa; Scleractinia; Pocilloporidae.
AGCUUCGCCUCGUGAGUCCACAUCAUUUUGACCACGUGAUGACGUGUCGAUAAGAGUACAAACUACGCUAAACGUCAUGACUUCAAACAAAUAUUUUCUCUCCUAAGCGGCUAAUAUAUCGUGGACGUCAUUUUGUUUCGUCACGUCACGCGUAAGAUUGAGAAAUAAUCUUCCAAAACGUGUUCAGGCUUUCUACGAAGUGCGCAGGAACUGAAAAUGAAAUCGAUUCGUACGUAUGAACCUGUUACUGGUAAAUUAUACUCAUUCCAUUCCACUCAAAACAAGUAAUUGGCUAAUCUAGUACCCAGCCUAGUGAUUGGCUGUCAAACAAAUAUUUUCGAUGGCAUAUCAUCAACUGUACGAUUUUUCGUCAGCACUUACGGAGAUUACCAAAUCAAAUGACCGUACCAAGCAGCCGAGCACGGGAGAAAAAUUGAAAUCCAACCAACCGUCAAGCUAUUUACGCCGACAGAGCUUCACCAUGGUCAGAAAGAGAGUGAGGUUUUCAUCCGACGGUGAAGAACAAGAACACAAGAUGAGUGAUGUGGGACGAGUGCUAACCGAAAAAGUGCAUCAGGGAAACUGCCAAUUCCAGAAAAAGAUGACAUUGGCAGAUCUAAAGCAGAAAAAUCCUCCCGGGUUUAAAAAAUUUCAGGAGACAGUUGAUUCCCAAAUGCUGAAUGAAGAAGUGGCUUUAAAGUUAUGGGAAGAUAUUUUCAAGCCUUUGUACACGUUUGAUUUGCUGCAAACGGACCCUAAAUUCUUAGAGAUGUAGUUAUGUAAGUUGAAAACUCGAUAUUAGGCAAGUAUAUUUAGUGUGGUUAAAAUGGUUGGCUUGCGUGCAAAAAUUUAAAGAAAUAUAAAGACGUGUACUAUGAAAUUAACACAUAAUUAAGCAAAUAACUCGUUAAAGGAUAACCGCACUAAUUAAGGACUAAUCAUUUGGGAGGGUGAGUUUCAGAGUUUGGAAAAUUUUUUAAUUCAUUGUUAUUUCUUCAGCUUGUUUUUCAAUAUCAUUCAUAGUCUUGUUAGCCAAACAACAUUGUUCUCGUAUUCAAAUUCAGAAAUCUAAGGCUGACGUCUUUGUCUGUCAGUAAGUCUGCAAACAAUUCAUUCCAAACAUAAAUAUUUUUCGAACUU